GAAACCCAAGGGAUCGAUUCUUCUGCACUUCAGCAGGCGCGCAACCUCUCAUUCUCUGCAACCCGAUUUUUCCAUCUGGGAGCUGCUCUCACUACUGCCAUCUGCCUUCUUCCUCUUUGAGGAGUUCGAGGAGCAGGAUACAGAGGAUAUCAGGAGCUUUCUCUGGCGAAGUCUCAAACGCUGGCAACAGAGUUGCAAUCACAGGAAAGGAACUUGCAACCUCAAGAAGUCCAGCUGCCGAUUGGGGAGAGAAAGACAUUGAGCUUUGUUUUAUAGUGAACUUGUAGGAUUUGAGGUAUUUUCGGGCAUUUGCUGGCUGUGAUGGAGGAGACAGCUAUGGCAGAACUUAGUUUGGGGAUCCUUAUAGAUAUUGUUGAUGAGGAAUGGAUGAGGGACACUCUACCCAAUGAUGAUCUUCCUUUGCCAAUGGUGCUGGUUGCUCGGACUGAUGAUACUGAAGACCCAAAUCAAGAGAAUCAUCAAGUGGAUGAAGACACUGGGCAUGAUCUUGCAUUAGAAGUCAGACUGGAGAUACUUGAUGACAUUCUUGUCCAGCAUGAAGGCCUUAGUAAGAACAUCAGGAUUAAUGGGUGGAUUGAUUUGAAAACUGAAUUUUGCAAUUAUGAUUGUGCCUGGAUUCUGGCUACUCAAACCAGAAAAGGCAACAGCAGGAGUUUCCCCUAUGUUGGGCUGGAAGUGAAUCAAACCAAUAGGGAAAACAAAUACAUCUCCCUUGUUCAGCACUUUGGUGAAGAGACGGUUACCAUCCUGAUUAGAUGAGACGAAGCUGACAAAUAGGGUGCCUUCUUGGACUACUAGAAUCUCAGUUCCACGAGGAUGAGUGUGGGGAGGAUUAAGACCACCAUUCAGUGCAAAAUCAAUGUGAACUAGGGAUACACCAAGAGUGUUAAGGCCUGGAAGUUGUUCAACGAAUGCCUGAGUGACAGCAGAUCCAACCGCACUGGAUGUGUUUCCUGGCUUGUCAAACCCUGAAACGAAGAAGUCGCUUGCUACAAGCUUUGGGUCCUUGCAAAACUUCCCAUUGACAAACAGUGCACCAAAGACGUGUUAUUGGAAAGAAUGCCAACCAAAAUAUAUAGUGUAAAUGCCAACCAAAAAAUAUAUAGUACACUUUUUAAUGAAGUUUCUAGAAAAUGCAAUGUCGAAAAAGGAGGACAUGCCACCAGUCUUGGUGUCAUUGAUGGCUACGCAGAAGUCCUGGAGAGGGCUGGGGUCAUCUGCAGAGGCAAAGGAGGAAGCAAGAGCCAAGAGGGCAAAAGCUACAAGGAAAUAAGCACUUUUCAUUGUUAUAAGGCUACUGCCACCUUAAAUUCUUUUAAGUUUCUUUGUGAGGGAUGAGAAGCCUCUCACGGAAACAUGUGUAUUUAUAAGCAUAAGAAUUGAAGUGGUCUGUGGUGUUUUGUCUCUUUCUUCAGGAGGCAGGUGAAAGGUGAAAGACUUACCAAGUCUUUGGUGGUUGUCCAAGUUUUCUUCCUGUACUUACCCCUGUUCAUUACUCUAAGUAAUUAAAUUUUACUUAAUCAAAGUUGAAGCAAAUU
This is a messenger RNA of Rubroshorea leprosula, 1559 nucleotides long. The record is from the annotation of a GenBank genome assembly. NCBI's taxonomy places the organism in Eukaryota, Viridiplantae, Streptophyta, Magnoliopsida, Malvales, Dipterocarpaceae.